Molecule: messenger RNA, 1095 nt
Organism: Punica granatum (pomegranate)
Lineage: Eukaryota; Viridiplantae; Streptophyta; Magnoliopsida; Myrtales; Lythraceae
Source: RefSeq, a predicted model, not a curated record
UGAAAAAGAAAGGGAGAGAGGAAAAAGAGAACUUCCAAAGAGCUGAAAUAAAAUAGCAAGUCCCUCCUCCAUUAAACUUCCUGCAAGAGAAAGAAAACAAGUAGGAGCGAAGCGGAGCAGAGGAGACCCAGUUCGAAGCUGCCUUUUUGGUUUGCCCUGUCUGAGAGGAAUGGACGCAAGAUCAGGGGAAGUGAAGGCAAAAGCUGAGGAAGUUGAGCUUCUGAACGACGGCGGGGAGCUGAAGAAGGACAACCCCAACGCGAAGGAAGAGCAAUCGGGUGCCUCUAAGGCUCCCCAGAAUGAUGCUGCGAAGCAUGCCGCUGCUGGAUCUUCCGAUCUGGGUGCGUUUCAGCUCUGGGCAAACUCCCCCAGGCCCGGGGGAUUGUCAGCAGCUGGACCAAGCGCUUUGAAUUUUUCGCCGAAUCAGCUGACCAUUUUCUACAGUGGAAGUGUCAGUGUAUUUGAUGGAAUUCCAGCAGACAAGGUCCGUGAGAUUAUGCUUAUUGCUGCUGCUGCUGCUAAACCUGGAGAGGUGAAGAGUACGGGGAACUACUUCCCACCUGCAUCACCAGUCCUUACAAGGUCUCCUUCGAUGCAGAGUACUUCAACUGCCUUGGCUUCACCGAAUCCCCAUAUGUACCCAAUUCCGAACAAUCCUUUGUGCAAGUUGCAAGCUGAUUUGCCAAUUGCAAGGAGACACUCUCUCCAACGAUUUUUUGAGAAGCGACGUGACAGGUUGGUGAACAAGGCUCCUUACCCGAGCCCAACGGUGGCAGCUGAAGAAAAGGAGACCAAUCUCAAUACCGCGGCUUCACCCGAUAUCAAGAACCCACCUGUCCCGCAGGAUGAGAAUCAACUGAAAGCUUCAGCUCAGUUUGCUCAAGGCUAAAUGUCCUGUUACUAAGUGUUAACCUGUCUCUGUCGCUGUACUACGUAACGGGCUAUGUAAUAGAUGUAUAUGUCGUGCCACUCUGUAGUCACCUAGUAUGUGUUCAAUGGUCGUCUUGCUUUGGAGCUAUAUUAGUGUUCUAAUCUCCAUAGGGAUUUAAGUGUUGCCAGAAUCGGGGAGGAUGUCGAUUAAUUUGCUACCUAAAA